Molecule: messenger RNA, 1671 nt
Organism: Amaranthus tricolor (Joseph's coat)
Lineage: Eukaryota; Viridiplantae; Streptophyta; Magnoliopsida; Caryophyllales; Amaranthaceae
Exons: 6
Coding region: 1-1671 (556 amino acids)
Source: RefSeq, a predicted model, not a curated record
AUGCGGCUAGCUCAGCCAAGAAGAGGACUAGAUUCGAGCCGCGAGAGUAAGGAAGAAAUAGAUCAAGCUCAUAAUAAUAUUCAUGAUGACAAAGCCCCUGGAGUUGAUGGUUUCAAUGCUUUUUUUUACAAGAAAGUAUGGCACAUCAUCAAAGGUGAGGUUUAUGAGGCCAUUUUGGAUUUCUUUGAUGGUAAUCAGUUUCAUAAUGCCAUUAACUGUACUGCUGUCACUAUUAUUCCUAAAAUAAAAAAUGCAACUUAUGUUAAAGACUAUAGGCCUAUAGCUUGCUGCACUGCUGGUUUUCUUCCUGAAAGACAGUUGAUGGACAAUGUUUUACUUGCUUCUGAACUGAUUAAGGGUUACAAUAGAGCUUAUAAUAGUCCUAGGUGCAUGGUAAAAGUGGACAUUAGGAAAGCUUAUGAUUCUUUGAAGUGGAGUUUUCUUCAAAAGGUGAUGGAGGAAUUGGGGUUUCCUAAUCAAUAUAUUCAGUGGGUAAUGGUUUGUGUUCGGACUCUUUCAUUCUCAAUAUUGGUUAAUGGCUAUCCCACACCCCCAUUUGCUGCUGCUAAGGGAUUAAGGCAAGGUAGUUUACAGCCUUAUCUCUUUGCAAUAGGGAUGGAGUAUUUGACUAGAAGACUUGCUGGUUUGGCUAACAAGAAAAAUUUCAAGUACCAUCCAAAGUGUCAAAGAUUGAAGAUCACCCAACUAAUCUUUGCUGAUGAUUUUUUGAUGUUUGCUAGAGGUGAUGUUCACUCUGUUUUGCUUCUUACCUCUGAGUUUGCCAGUUUCUCUGAAGCCUCUGGGUUGCAUGCAAAUCCAGAGAAGAGUUGUAUUUACUUUUCUGGAGUUACAGAUGAUGUUCAGAGUCUUAUUCUGAAGGAGACAGGCAUGACUAAAGGGGAUCCUCCUUUUAGAUAUUUAGGUGUGCCUCUUUCUUCCAGAAAGCUCAAUUAUAGCCAAUGUAGGCCUUUAGUUGAGAAGAUUACUGCUAGAAUUCAUCAUUGGUCAGUUAAAUCCCUUUCCUAUGCUGGUAGAUUUCAAUUGUUGCAGAGUGUGAUUGGUGGUAUGAUGAAUUUUUGGGCUCAGCUGUUCUGCUUGCCUAAAAAGUGGAUUAAGCAAGUGCUUCGUAUAUGCAGGAUCUAUCUUUGGACAGGGAAAGAGACUCCCUCAAGGAAGGCUUCUCUUGCUUGGGAGCAAGUGUGUUUACCCAAGGUUUGUGGAGGUUUGAAUCUGAGGAAUAUGAGAAUUUGGAAUCAAGCUGCGUUGUUGAAGCUGUUAUGGGCAAUCUCUGUCAAAAAGGAUAGACUUUGGAUCCAAUGGUGGCAAGGAUGGCAAAGUGUGACUGAAAAUGGAGCAUUCUCUAUCAAAAAAGCUUAUAUGAAGCUUUUGGGUACUCAUUCAAAGGUUAGUUGGAGGGGGCUUGCUACAAGGGACAGAUUGCUUAGCUGGAAGAUCCAAUGCUCCGCUGCUUGUGGGUUAUGUGAUUCUGCAGAUGAAUCAGUGGAACACCUUUUCUAUCAGUGCAGUUAUAUCCAAGCAGUAAGGUUGCAGGUAUUUGGUAUGUUUGGCUUGGGUGUUCUACCCCCUGGUUCUUGGACAGAGGAAAGGGAUAAUGUGCAACUUCGAGUUGUCAAUUAUAUCCUUUAUGGAAAUGACAAAGCCACUCGAUAA